This is a messenger RNA of Sphaeroforma arctica JP610, 706 nucleotides long. RefSeq lists its product as hypothetical. NCBI's taxonomy places the organism in Eukaryota, Ichthyosporea, Ichthyophonida. Gene Ontology annotation, molecular function: protein binding. The coding region runs from base 38 to 706 and encodes 222 amino acids. The record is from RefSeq and is a predicted model, not a curated record. The transcript has a single exon.
AGAUCAGUGGCAGAAGGCCUUGAAUCUGUUUUACGAGAUGGACAUCAAGGGUAUCAAACGCGAUACGAUUACCUACAGUGCCGUUAUAUCCGCAUGCGGGAAGGGAGUUAAGUGGCAGUAUGCCUUGGAUCUGUUUGAUGAGAUGGAGAUCAAAGGUAUCACACGCAAUACGAUUACUUACAAUGCCGCUAUAACGGCUUGUGGGAGGGGAAAUCAGUGUAAGAAGGCCUUAGAAAUUUUUAUGGAGAUGAGCGAAAAGAAUAUACCAAAAGCUCAUGGAAGUUAUAUUGCAAUUAUCCAGGCGCUAGGUUCAGAUUGUACGAACAACGACGUGAUCGAUGCGCUGUAUGAGGACAUGCUUACAAGCCUCCCUGACUUUGGUCAGCGUUGGCUUCGCUUGAACAGGCAUGGUAUGCUAGAUUUGCACGAUCACUCGCAAUACAUGGCACAAGCCGCGACCAGACGGCUACUACGAAUUCUCCAGAAACAAGAGGGCUAUGAUUCGCCGGAGAAAAGUUCGGAACUCAAGUGCAUCAUCGUGGGCCAGGGCAACGACAGCGCUGAUGGACUUCAGUUACUGAAAGCCGUGCAGGCACAACUGGAGAGUCUGAGUCCCCCAAUUGCAUCCUACACCCAGUCGGAGAAUAGUGGUCAGCUGGCACUUAAUAAGCGUGAUUUAGGUGAUUGGCUGAAGCACAAAGCGUGA